CGUCCUCACGUGCGCUCAUCCCGAGCGUCUGGACCUUUCUCUCCGGCCGGCAGCUGCACAGGAUCACAGGCGGGCGGCCAUGCGGUGGCUGCCAUUGUUGCUGCUCGCCCAGGUGGCGAGCGGCCAGAGGCGGCGCGUGGGCGCCGGCAUCAGCGCGCUGGCGCCGCUGGACGAGACGGCGGGCGCGGCCGGCGGCGACCACGACCACCACCACCACCACACGCACGUCUCCAGGCUCGACGUCGUCUGCGACGCCACCUCCAUGACCGUCACGCUCGACUUCGACGGUCCCUUCAACGGCGUCGUCUACAGCAAGGGCCACUUCAGCGACUCACGCUGCAGAUACGUGAAAGCUGGGAGCAACAAAUCUUCCUUCAAGUUCAACAUUCCAGUCAAAGGCUGUGGAACGGUUCCUUCAGGAGGAUUCGGCAAAACAGUCGACAAUAUCAUCGUCAUACAGACGGAAGAUGACGUACAGGAGGCGUGGGACAUCGCGCGCAAGGUGUCGUGCGCCACGGCGAGCCUGCAGGAGAAGACGGUGCUCUUCCGGCCGUUCGUCGUCGACAUGCUCGAGGUGGUCUCCGUGCCGGUGACCACGGGCACCGUCGACUGCUGGAUGGACAUCCGCCGCGGCUACUUCCCCAACACGUCUCCGCUCGGGGAGAUCAUCAAGAUUGGGGAGCCGCUGACAGUGCUGGUGUACAUCAAGGACAGCGAGCGACGCUACGACGUGCGCGUGCGCGACUGCUGGGCGUACGACAGCGAGGACUACGAGGCGGCCGACACGCAGAAGCUGCAGCUCACCGGGCCCGACGGCUGCCCAAAGAAACGAAAGCUGAUCGGCUACUGGCAGACAACAACAGAUGUCGGAAAGACGGAUGCGAGUAUAAUUGCUUACAACAACAUUUCGGCUUUCAAGUUUCCUGACAGAAUGCAAGUCUACCUAACUUGUAACAUAGAGAUAUGCUCCGGACAAUGCACUGGGAAGUGUCAAGAAACCCAGGUAACAACAGUACAAACAGAGUUACCACCAAAUUGCUACCCUGGUGCCACAGAUCCUCGAUGCCCCAUCCCAACUACCCAGCAAAUUCCAACGACACCAUCACGAUGUUAUCCAGGUUCACUAGACCCUAGAUGCCCUCAAACACCUACAACCACAACUCAAAGACCUCAAUGCUACCCAGGAUCUACAGACCCCAGAUGUCCACAAUUCCCUACUACGACUACUACCCCCUACCCAAGAUGUUUCCCAGGAUCUACAGAUCCCAGAUGUCCGAAACAAACAGCUACAACUUCAACACAACCUCCUUUGCGCUGCUUUCCGGGAUCUCUAGAUCCCAGGUGCCCAAAAACAACAACAUUUGCACCACAAACAACCACAGCCAAACUUGUUUGCUAUCCAGGCUCUACUGAUCCAAGAUGUCCAAGAACAACUACUCAGCCACCUACAAGACAACCAUCAUGUUAUCCAGGAUCACCAGAUCCUCGAUGCCCAGCAACAAUCACCCCACCAGCGCGAUGUUACCCAGGAUCUACAGAUCCCAGAUGUCCAAGGCCUACUACUACAACUUCAACACAAACCCCUCUGCGCUGCUAUCCAGGAUCUCUUGACCCCAGAUGCCCACAAACAACAACAUUUCCACCACCAACUACCACUCGCAAACCAGUUUGCUAUCCCGGAUCAACUGAUCCAAGAUGUCCGAGAACAACCACUACUUACCGACCAACUACUACUACAGAAAGGCCACUUGUCUGCUAUCCUGGUUCUACAGAUCCCCGAUGCCCCAAACCUCCAACCACUCCUAGGUGCUAUCCAGGCUCUACAGACCCACGCUGCCCACCACCACAAACAACACCAGCAAUUCCUGUCUGUUAUCCAGGGUCAACAGAUCCACGCUGUCCUCAGACAACUUUGAUACCCAGAACAAGUACUCCAGGUAGCACAUACCUCCCACCUACCACGACUGAGAGGCCACUGGUCUGCUAUCCAGGCUCUACUGACCCAAGAUGUCCAAGACCAACCACUCAACCGCCUACUAGGCAACCAUCUUGCUACCCAGGAUCACUAGAUCCUCGGUGCCCAACAACAACCACACCACCAGCACGGUGUUACCCAGGCUCUACAGAUCCGAGAUGCCCUAGACCCACCACUACAACUUCAACACAGCCCCCUCCACGCUGCUAUCCUGGAUCUCUUGACCCCAGGUGCCCAAAAACCACUGCAUUUGUACCAUCCACAACGACUGCUAGACCUCCCUGCUAUCCAGGCUCCACCGAUCCAAGGUGCCCCAAACCAACCACCACAUAUCGACCACCUACUACUACAGAACGCCCAUUUGUUUGUUAUCCUGGUUCUACAGAUCUCCGUUGUCCAAGACCAACUACAACCUCAACUCCACCCCCACGAUGCUACCCAGGAUCUACAGAUCCCAGAUGUCCUAAAACAACUACCACCACCCCUGCACCAAGAUGUUUCCCAGGAUCUACGGACCCAAGAUGUCCUAAACCAAUCACUACCACGACCACAACAACUCCAUUACGCUGUUAUCCAGGCUCUCUAGAUCCUCGGUGUCCACAGACUACAACAUAUGCACCACCUACCACUACUCCAAGACUUGUUUGUUAUCCUGGUUCAACUGACCCUAGGUGUCCCAGACCUACCACCACAUACCGACCACCUACUACAACAGAGCGACCACUUGUUUGUUAUCCUGGUUCAACUGAUCCUCGUUGUCCAAAACCUCCCACAACACCAAGGUGCUUCCCAGGUUCGACUGAUCCAAGAUGUCCACCACCAUAUACAACACCAAGCACACCUGUGUGUUACCCAGGAUCGUCAGAUCCACGCUGUCCACAAACGACCACGAGACCUAGAACAAGUACUCCAGGUAGCACAUACCUCCCACCACCUACAACUAUUAAGCCUCCAGUCUGCUACCCAGGCUCAACUGAUCCAAGAUGUCCAAGAACAACUACUCAGCCACCUACAAGACAACCAUCUUGUUACCCAGGAUCACCAGAUCCCCGAUGCCCUGCAACAACCAACCCACCAGUGCGAUGUUACCCAGGAUCUACAGAUCCCAGAUGUCCAAGGCCUACUACUACAACUUCAACACAACCCCCUCCACGCUGCUAUCCUGGAUCUCUUGAUCCCAGGUGCCCACAAACAACUACAUUUGCACCACCUACCACCACUCGCAAACCAGCUUGCUAUCCGGGAUCAACUGAUCCGAGGUGCCCAAGAACAACCACUACUUACCGACCAACUACUACUACUGAAAGGCCACUUGUUUGCUAUCCAGGUUCUACAGAUUCCCGAUGUCCCAAACCUCCAACCACUCCUAGGUGUUAUCCAGGCUCUACAGACCCACGCUGCCCACCACCACAAACAACACCAGCAACUCCUGUCUGUUAUCCAGGUUCAACAGAUCCACGCUGUCCUCAGACAACUUUGAUACCCAGAACAAGUACUCCAGGUAGCACAUACCUCCCACCACCAACAACUAUUAAGCCUCCAGUCUGCUACCCAGGCUCAACUGACCCAAGAUGUCCAAAACCAACCACCCAACCACCCACUAGGCAACCAUCUUGCUACCCGGGAUCACUAGAUCCUCGGUGCCCAACAACAACCACACCACCAGCACGGUGUUACCCAGGAUCUACAGAUCCGAGAUGCCCUAGACCCACCACUACAACUUCAACACAACCUCCUCCACGCUGCUAUCCUGGAUCUCUUGACCCCAGGUGCCCAAAAACCACUGCAUUUGUACCGUCCACAACAACUGCUAGACCUCCCUGCUAUCCAGGCUCAACUGAUCCAAGGUGCCCCAAACCAACCACCACAUAUCGACCACCUACUACUACAGAACGCCCACUUGUUUGUUAUCCUGGCUCAACAGAUCCUCGCUGUCCACGACCUACCACAAGGCCAACUACCCCAGGUAGCACUUACCUACCACCAAUUACAACAACUGUGCGACAACCUACCUGUUACCCAGGUUCUCUAGAUCCCCGUUGCCCAAGACCAACUACAACCUCAACUCCACCCCCACGAUGCUACCCAGGAUCUACAGAUCCCAGAUGUCCUAAAACAACUACCACCACCCCUCCACCAAGAUGUUUCCCAGGAUCUACGGACCCAAGAUGUCCUAAACCAAUCACUACCACGACCACAACAACCCCACUACGCUGUUACCCAGGCUCUCUAGAUCCUCGGUGUCCACAGACUACAACAUAUGCACCACCUACCACUACUCCAAGACUUGUUUGUUAUCCUGGUUCAACUGACCCUAGGUGUCCCAGACCUACCACCACAUACCAACCACCUACUACAACAGAGCGACCACUUGUAUGUUAUCCUGGUUCAACUGAUCCUCGUUGUCCAAAACCUCCCACAACACCAAGGUGCUUCCCAGGUUCGACUGAUCCAAGAUGUCCACCACCAUAUACAACACCAAGCACACCUGUGUGUUACCCAGGAUCGCCAGAUCCACGCUGUCCACAAACGACCACGAGACCUAGAACAAGUACUCCAGGUAGCACAUAUCUCCCACCACCUACAACUAUUAAGCCUCCAGUCUGCUACCCAGGCUCAACUGAUCCAAGAUGUCCAAGAACAACUACUCAGCCACCUACAAGACAACCAUCUUGCUACCCUGGAUCACCAGAUCCCAGAUGCCCAGCAACAACCACCCCACCAGCUAGAUGUUACCCAGGAUCUACCGAUCCCAGAUGUCCAAGGCCUACUACUACAACUUCAACACAACCCCCACCACGCUGCUAUCCUGGAUCUCUUGAUCCCAGGUGCCCACAAACAACCACAUUUGCACCACCUACCACCACUCGCAAACCAGUUUGCUAUCCAGGAUCGACUGAUCCAAGGUGCCCAAGGACAACGACUACUUACCGACCAACUACUACUACUGAAAGGCCACUUGUUUGCUAUCCGGGUUCUACAGAUCCCCGAUGUCCCAAACCUCCAACCACUCCUAGGUGCUAUCCAGGCUCUACAGACCCACGCUGCCCACCACCACAAACAACACCAGCAACUCCUGUCUGUUAUCCAGGUUCAACAGAUCCACGCUGUCCUCAGACAACUUUGAUACCCAGAACAAGUACUCCAGGUAGCACAUACCUCCCACCAACAACUCUUAAGCCUCCAGUCUGCUACCCAGGCUCAACUGAUCCAAGAUGUCCAAGAACAACUACGCAGCCACCUACAAGACAACCAUCAUGCUACCCAGGAUCACCAGAUCCCCGAUGCCCAACAACAACCACCCCACCAGCACUAUGUUACCCAGGAUCUACAGAUCCCAGAUGUCCAAGGCCAACUACUACACCUUCAACACAACCCCCUCUACGCUGCUAUCCUGGAUCUCUUGACCCCAGGUGCCCAAAAACCACUGCAUUUGUACCAUCCACAACAACUGCUAGACCUCCCUGCUAUCCAGGCUCAACUGAUCCAAGGUGCCCCAAACCGAGCACCACAUAUCGACCACCUACUACUACAGAACGCCCACUUGUUUGUUAUCCUGGUUCUACAGAUCCCCGUUGUCCAAAACCUCCUACAACACCAAGAUGUUUUCCUGGCUCAACAGAUCCUCGCUGUCCACAACCCACCACAAGGCCAACUACCCCAGGUAGCACUUACCUACCACCAAUUACGACAACUGUGCGACAACCUACCUGUUACCCAGGUUCUCUAGAUCCCCGUUGCCCAAGACCAACUACAACCUCAACUCCACCCCCACGAUGCUACCCAGGAUCUACAGAUCCCAGAUGUCCUAAAACCACUACCACCACCCCUCCACCAAGAUGUUUCCCAGGAUCUACGGACCCAAGAUGUCCUAAACCAAUCACUACCACGACCACAACAACUCUAUUACGCUGUUAUCCAGGCUCUCUAGAUCCUCGGUGUCCACAGACUACAACAUAUGCGCCACCUACCACUACUCCAAGAAUUGUUUGUUAUCCUGGUUCAACUGACCCUAGGUGUCCCAGACCUACCACCACAUACCGACCACCUACUACAACAGAGCGCCCACUUGUUUGUUAUCCUGGUUCAACUGAUCCUCGUUGUCCAAAACCUCCCACAACACCAAGGUGCUUCCCAGGUUCGACUGAUCCAAGAUGUCCACCACCAUAUACGACACCAAGUACACCGGUGUGUUACCCAGGAUCGCCUGAUCCACGCUGUCCACAAACGACCACGAGACCUAGAACAAGUACUCCAGGUAGCACUUACCUUCCACCACCUACAACUAUUAAGCCUCCAGUCUGCUACCCAGGCUCAACUGAUCCAAGAUGCCCAAGAACAACUACUCAGCCACCUACAAGACAACCAUCUUGUUACCCAGGAUCACCAGAUCCCCGAUGCCCUGCAACAACCAACCCACCAGUGCGAUGUUACCCAGGAUCUACAGAUCCCAGAUGUCCAAGGCCUACUACUACAACUUCAACACAACCCCCUCCACGCUGCUAUCCUGGAUCUCUUGAUCCCAGGUGCCCACAAACAACUACAUUUGCACCACCAACCACCACUCGCAAACCAGUUUGCUAUCCAGGAUCGACUGAUCCAAGGUGUCCAAGAACAACCACUACUUACCGACCAACUACUACUACUGAAAAGCCACUUGUUUGCUAUCCAGGUUCUACAGAUCCCCGUUGUCCAAAACCUCCUACAACACCAAGAUGUUUUCCUGGUUCAACAGAUCCCCGCUGUCCACAACCUACAACAAGGCCAACUACUCCAGGUAGCACUUACCUACCACCAGUUACCACAACUGUACGACAACCCAUCUGUUAUCCAGGUUCUCUAGAUCCCCGUUGUCCAAGACCAACUACAACCUCAACUCCACCCCCACGAUGCUACCCAGGAUCUACAGAUACCAGAUGUCCUAAAACAACUACCACCACCCCUGCACCAAGAUGUUUCCCAGGAUCUACAGAUCCAAGAUGUCCUAAACCAAUCACUACCACAACCACAACAACUCCAUUACGCUGCUUCCCUGGAUCUUUAGAUCCUCGCUGCCCGCAGACUACAACAUAUGCACCACCUACCACUACUCCAAGACUUGUUUGUUAUCCUGGUUCAACUGAUCCUCGUUGUCCAAAACCUCCCAUAACACCAAGGUGCUUCCCAGGUUCAACUGAUCCAAGGUGUCCACCACCGUAUACAACACCAAGCACGCCUGUGUGUUACCCAGGCUCACCAGAUCCACGUUGUCCACAAACGACCACGAGACCUAGAACAAGUACUCCAGGAAGCACUUACCUCCCACCACCUACAACUAUUAAACCUCCAGUCUGCUACCCAGGCUCAACUGAUCCCAGAUGUCCAAGAACAACUACUCAGCCACCUACGAGACAGCCAUCAUGUUACCCAGGUUCACUGGACCCUCGAUGCCCUAGGCCAACAACAACCACAACAAGAACCACUAGUCUUCAGUGCUACCCUGGCUCCUCUGAUCCUAGGUGUCCACAAACUUCUACUCCUUACCCCAUCCCCACAACAACUGUUAGACUUGUAUGUUAUCCUGGAUCCUCCGACCCAAGAUGUCCUAGGCCUACAACUACUACAUUUUCGCCACCUCAAUGCUAUCCUGGCUCUCCAGAUCCACGAUGCCCACAAACCACUACUGAACGUGCUCCAAUAUGUUAUCCAGGUUCACCUGAUCCGCGGUGUCCUAAAAUACCAUCAAUACCUACAACUAUAGCACCACCUACAUUUACAACACCAUUCUACUGUCCAUGUCUUACAGAACAUCCUCCACAAUGUUUUCCAGGUAGUCUUGAUCCAAGGUGUCCAACGACAACUAAGAAACCUAUUUUACCUCCAAUAUGUUUUCCAGGUUCAAAUGAUCCUAGAUGCCAAACUUCACCUCCGUACACAACCUCAUCACCACUAUGCUUCCCUGGGUCCCCAGAUCCAAGAUGCUCAACAGUACCUCGGACAUCAACUCCUGGUCCAAGUUAUUUACCACCUGUUGUCUCAACCACAGUUGGAGUAAAGCCAGAGGUACCAUCUGGCUGCUAUCCAGGGUCCCCAGACAAGAACUGUGCAGCUGACAGCACAAUAAAUAUUGAAACAGAUGUGAAACCCCCUAAAUGUUUCCCUGGAACAGAUGAUGCAGACUGUUUUGAUGGAGAAGAUGGUUCUGCUAUAUUUCCUAUAAUAAGGACAACAACAAGGAAAUCUGUACCAGUAGUUUCCAAGGAUGACUUUCAUGGAAAGGAUCAAGAUCCUAGAUACCAUGCAUUCCAUUCAUGGCUGUUUGAACCUCAAAAAAUUGGUCGCAGGCGUAAAAUUUUUCAUCGCAGCAUUGAUGAAGAAAACAUUUCUCAAACACAUCACGUGACCAAACGGGAAGUUGAGCAGCAAGUUGUUGCCAUAACAAUCGGAGUACGUGGGCUUAUGGUUGGCACUGAAAAUGAUCUUCGGUCACAUUCACUAGUUAAACGAGAUCUUCAAUAUGAUGUCCAUCCUCAACAAGUUCAAGGAGAGCUCACAAAUACAUCAGUUACAAUUGUAGCUACAGUUGCAGUAAUAAUUAGUGCAGUUGCAGCUGUUUCAUACAUUUUUUUAAGAAUUCAUAAAAAUCGCAACAUACAGCGAUCAGAAAGGGUUAUAACAACUAUGCCGGAACUGAAAUAGCGAAUUCAAAUCAACAAAUCUGUCUUUUCUAAGAGUUUCUACAAAGAAACACUCAAAAGUGCAUCUUUUACUUUAACAAUUUGUGGUAUAAGUUAUGUGUAAUAUUUAUUCUCCAUUAUAUGGAGCUUGUAGCCUGACUUACACCACAAAUCCAGUACCUACAUGUCUUCAAGAGAAAACUGGUUUUGUGCAAACACACAAUAAAUUUUUAUAUAAAUUGUUCCUAAAUUAAGCACA
This is a messenger RNA of Schistocerca americana (American grasshopper), 8890 nucleotides long. RefSeq names its product mucin-2-like. NCBI's taxonomy places the organism in Eukaryota, Metazoa, Arthropoda, Insecta, Orthoptera, Acrididae. The record is from RefSeq and is a predicted model, not a curated record. Bases 80 to 8653 code for a protein of 2857 amino acids. The transcript has 9 exons.